CUCUGAUUGUGGUUCGAUUUUUUGUGGGCUGAUUCCGAGCUCCGCAGCACGCUCGCAGACCUCUGCCAAUCUUUUGAUAGAUAAACAAGUCGCUCUUUUCAAUCGCAUCCACGCGCCUGUCACUCUUUACCGGCAACUGUGCCUUUUCAAUCGUAGAAGUCAAAGUCCAAUUUUCCUCACUCGAACUUUCUUCUUGGACCCUUGAUCUCCUUGGACGCGCAUAUCAACAAGCACAACUUUCAGGACUUCCUAGCGCCACAGAGCAAGACGCAAGCAUGGAUGUUAUUCUGGAGAUACUCGAUACAUAUGCCUUCGAUCGGCUAUACGCGACGGUCCUGCCAUUGACGUCGUCAAUGUUGGCCAUGAGCACCGUCGGUGACUAUGCUGCCUCUUCCAACGACACAUGGUCAAACAUGGCCCGUAGCGCCACCCCUUUCAAAUUCGAGCCUGCGAGCCAGUACUUCUCGGUCGAGCCCAGCUCAUACGCAUACAUGAGCCGCUUGCCGCGAGACAACAUGGCCAGACAAGCUAUCAGCUUGUUCCUCAUCACAUGGAUCUUCGGUCUGCUCAACUACUUUAUCUGCGCCGGCCUCUCGUACAUCUUCGUCUUCGACAAGUCGACAGUUCACCACCCCAAGUUCCUCAAGAACCAGAUGCGCCUCGAAAUCAACCAAGCUCUUUCCGCCAUGCCCACCAUGUCUGCUCUCACAGUGCCAUGGUUCUUGGCUGAAGUUCGUGGCUACUCCAACAUUUACGACGUCCUGCCCCAGGGCUCAUCAUGGAACCUCGGUGGCUGGUACCUGCUUCUCCAGUUCCCCUUCUUCGUCUGCUUCACCGACUUCUUCGUCUACUGGAUUCAUCGUGGUCUGCACCACCCCAUGGUCUACAAGAAGCUGCACAAGCCUCACCACAAGUGGAUCAUGCCUUCGCCCUUCGCCUCGCACGCCUUCCACCCUCUCGAUGGCUACGCUCAAUCGCUACCCUACCACGUCUUCCCCUUCCUCUUCCCGCUGCAAAAGUUUGCCUACAUUGCUCUGUUCAUGUUCAUCAACGUCUGGACCGUCAUGAUCCACGACGGCGAGUACGUCGCUAACAGCCCCAUCAUCAACGGUGCCGCUUGCCACACCAUGCACCACCUGUACUUCAACUACAACUAUGGCCAAUUCACCACACUCUGGGAUCGUCUCGGCGGCAGCUACCGCAAGCCCAACGACGAACUCUUCCGCCGCGAGACCAAGAUGGGCAAGGUCGAGUGGGCACGCCAGGUCAAGGAGAUGGAGAACAUUGUCAAGGAAGUCGAAGGUGACGAUGAUAGAAGCUACGAGCCUGAGACCAAGAAGCUCAAGUAGACUCGUCCUUCCUAAUUCUUUCACGACUUUUCUCCUUUUGGUGGCGCAACCUUUUGUUUGGCUUUUCUCAUUCUACAUACAUCGGCAUGGUAUCAGGCGUCGAGACUACUCCUCCUAUACCUUUUUUUUCUGCAUUCCUUACCUCAUCCAUA
This is a messenger RNA of Aureobasidium subglaciale EXF-2481, 1501 nucleotides long. RefSeq lists its product as uncharacterized. The transcript is spliced from 2 exons. Bases 276 to 1349 code for a protein of 357 amino acids. The record is from RefSeq and is a predicted model, not a curated record. NCBI's taxonomy places the organism in Eukaryota, Fungi, Ascomycota, Dothideomycetes, Dothideales, Saccotheciaceae. Gene Ontology annotation, molecular function: iron ion binding; oxidoreductase activity. Gene Ontology annotation, biological process: lipid biosynthetic process.